ACCGGCAAACUGAACAUCAAGUCUGGUGGUGACAAGGGUGGCUUCAGUGGGCACUCGGCAGUGGGGCUGAGGAAGGCUGUGGGCAGUGCAGCUUCUUACCGUGCAGCUGGCAAAGGAGCUGGGGCUGGCUUUGGCAGCUGAAGCCUCUACAUUCUCGGAGGGAAUAGGUGUAUUUCCCUCAAUGUGGCUGGGAACAGUGUUCGGACUGGAGGUUACAGAUUUGGGCUUGGCUCUGGGUAUGGAGGGGGCCGGGCCAGUGGUUUUGCCGGCAGCAUGUUUGACUGUGUGGCCCUGGGGCCCCCGUGCCCAUCCAUGUGCCUACCUGGGGACAUCCACCGGGUCACUGUCAACAAGAGCCUCCUGGCCCCUCUCAUUGUGGAGCUGGACUCUGAGAUCCAGAAGGUGCGGGCCCAGGAGUGGGAGAAGAUCAAGGCGCUGAACAACAAGUUUGCCUCCUUGAUCGACAAGGUGUGGUUCCUGGAGCAGCAGAACCAGGUGCUGGGGACCAAGUGGGAGCUGCUGCAGCAGCUGGACCUGAACAACUCUAAGAACAACCUGGAGGCCACCCUCGAGGGCUGCACCAGCCACCUGCGCAAGCAGCUGGAGACGCUGUCCGGGGACCGGGUGAGGCUGGACUCGGACCUGAGAAGCGUGCGGGAUGUAGUGGAGGACCACAAGAAGGUGUACGAGGAAGAAAUCAACAGGCGGAUAGCGGCAGAGAAUGAGUUUGUGCUGCUCAAAAAGGCUUCCAACCUGGAGACGGCCAUCGUCGAUGCUGAGCAGCGUGGGGACGAAGCCCUGAAGGAUGCCUGGGCCAAGCUGGAUGAGCUGGAGGCCGCCCUGCACCAGUCCCAGCAGGAGCUGGCCAGGAUGAUGCGUGAGUACCAGGGACUCAUGAGCCUGAAGUUAGCCCUGGACAUGGAGAUCGCCACCUGCCGCAAGCUGCUGGGGAGCGAGGAGUGCAGGAUGUCAGGAGAAUUUCCCUCCCCUGUCAGCAUCUCCGUCAUUAGCAGCACCAGCGGCAGCAGUGGUGAUGGCUUCUGGCCCAAGUCGGUCAGCGGAGGCUAUGUGGUCAACGGCAGCAGCUGCAUCCCUGGAGCAUGCGACAUCCGCGGUAGGGAGGGCCAGACCCAGAGCAGCACCACCGACGACAAGGAUGCCCUGGGGAAGGGCUCCAGCCCGAGUGCCCCCUCCAAGAAAGAAGUCAACACCACCAUUCAGCAGAUGUGGGUAGAGGAGGGCAAGCAGAUCAAGACUCAGAAGCAAGUUUUGCUUCCCCGGUUGACAAGGUUCCAGGAAGAGAUCAACCUCAGGGUCAAUGUGGAAGAGGGCUCGGUGCUGCCCUAA
Molecule: messenger RNA, 1347 nt
Organism: Kogia breviceps (pygmy sperm whale)
Lineage: Eukaryota; Metazoa; Chordata; Mammalia; Artiodactyla; Physeteridae
Product: keratin, type II cytoskeletal 71-like
Biological process (GO): keratinization; intermediate filament organization
Cellular component (GO): keratin filament
Molecular function (GO): structural constituent of skin epidermis
Source: RefSeq, a predicted model, not a curated record